UGAAUAUGGAAGAACUUCAACUUCCACACGAUUGAAUUUGGGUAUACUAUUCAGAUUUAAAAAAAUAAGCUCUGCUAGUUCUCACACGAUGUGAUUGAGUUAGUUUGUAUUUUAAAUCCACGGACAAAUCGAGUUACAGUUGUUUACUGUUUCUAAUAAAUGACAGAACUCAUGAAACGACAAAAAUGUUGAAGAAUUCGGCUGCCAUUUUAAUGUUGAAGUCAAAAUUGGACAUGAGGUCUAAUGGUUGACGUGCGAAAGUUUUGGUCUGAUGGAGAGAGAGUCAUCUAAUACGCGGUGAGAGAGGAGAAUUAUGAUUUUAUUACAUAUUAUCAUAAUUACAGCAGAGAUAAAUACUUCUACUUGUACUUCCACGGCGAGACUUUUCCACGCAGCAUAAACUUCAGGCAACUUCAACGAUAAGUUUGCUCACUGUGCCCGCAUUUCUCGCUUCCUAAGCCGUCGGAUCAGACCCAGGUAAUGAAAAAUUGUGCUGCCUAAAUUCUGUGUUUAAAGACGGCCGCAAUUUAUCUGCAAAUCGGAUAUGGAUAUUUUGCAUUCAAGUUGCUUGGGCGCGGGAGUUGCCCAUUGCGGUCGUCAAAACUCUUCAGCGAGUUUAUGAGAAUGGCUGAUAAAUUAGGGUUCAAAGAUUGGCGGCAUUUUCUUUUAUAUUAUUUAGGGGAACAAUUCUCAGAUUUUUCAUGUUAUAGCUAGGGUUUGUUAUUUUUUCCAAUACCAGUGUAUAUUAUGGCUGGUGGGGCGCACGGGUCAAAGGCAGGCUCAGUUGUAUUAGCAGCCUAAGUUUGAAACUUAGAGCUGCUGGAGAAGAUCUUCAACAGGGAGUUUUAGGAGGAAUUACUCCAGUUCUGCCAAGGGUGAAAGCCCAAUAGUACCACUUUUGCGAAUUGGACAAGAGGGCUUGUCCUAUUCAAUUGAGAUGUUCCUGUAGCUGUGGUUGAGGAUUUCGUUUGAUGCUGAAUUUUAGGUAGAGUGCCAGAAUUUCAUCGGAAUUGCAGGUUUGCUGCCAAUGAAUUGAUUGUUUUAUUUUGCACUUGAUUCAGUAUCGGAGAUGAUCAAUUGCUGGACAUUCAAGGCCAUUGCAGUUGCCAUUUAUUGAUUCCAAUUGGUCCUGCGAUCAGUGACAUAUAUAUCCAGUUACCUGGCUCCAUAUUUUAUAGCUUUUAAAGUCGAAUUCGACUCUUCUGCAAGCUACUUAUUUUCAGAUGAUGACACAUGGAUAUCACAUGGGACCAUGAUUGAAGGAUCAUUGGGCCUUGUGCUAGUUUGAUUUGUGUUCUUAUCAGUAUUAAUCCACAUGAUUUGUGGAUAUUCCAUUCUCUGGUUUUGGCAUCUGAAGCUUGCAUCUCACGGCAGCAGCCAUUUCAUUCAUAGAAUCUUGAGCCCUCUUUUUGUGCUGAACUCUGGAGUCAACAGUGUAUAGUACUCCCCAGCUGCAAGUGAAUCUCAUCAUUUAAAGGAUAUUUGAUGGCACGGAGGCCACUUUCGGUAGGAAGUUUAUGAUUUCUUCAACAGGUUUUCUUUUUGUGAUCUCUAUUUUGGUGGCACGAACACAAACAGCUGGGCUACACUAGGGUUACCUGACGUUCUGUAUGAUGGGCACAGGCCUUGAACUGGUUCCUGUCGGUAUACUGGUAUCUCAAGUGUGUGAUCAGCUUGCCAAGAUUGCUCUUGCUGCACAAGAUAUACGUUCUGAGAAGAGUUUCAAGCAACUUGGAGAUUACUUAAAUAACAUAAGAAAGCUGUUGUCAAAAUUGGAUGCUCCCAAUGAAAGCCCGCUUCUUGUUGGGGCUUUGAAUAGUUUGAAAGGAGAAUUAGAUAAAGCAGAAAGGCUUGUACUCAGGUAUAGAGACAGUUCAUUUUUCUCAAAUAUAUUACAUUGUCGGUCAAUUUGUGACACACUUCAGAAGGCAAUGAGGGACAUAGGGAAAUCACUUCAGUUGCUAGGUGAUCUCUGCAAUGUCUAUGAUGUGGGGGUUAAGGAUUCCACAAGGAAUGCACUAAUGCUUUUGGAGAGUGAGAUGAUCCGAGCAGAAGUUCGUGUUUCUUCGGAGUCUCUGCAGAUAUUAGAUGCAUUGCAGGCUGCAAUCGUUGAAGAAAGAGCAGACCGGAUUAUGGCUGUUGAACUUUUGGAAAAAAUUGCAUAUACUCAUGGUGUGCUGCCUGAACCCAGAAUGAUGGACAGUGAACUUUCCAAAUUCAGAAAAGAUAUAGAAGAAGCAAAAGAGAGGAAGGAACGCCAAGAGGUAAAGUACAUGGAGCAAUUGCUGUCUCUUCUUUCUCUUGAAGAUUCUGCACUGGAAUUGGAAGCCUCCGAAAGAAACUACAAAGAGCUGAAACAUGAAAUUAUUGAUUCUGUAGAAAGUUUAUCUGUAAAUGAACCUUCAUCACAGUUCAUAUGCUCUCUAACAAGACAAGUUAUGGAUGAACCAGUUAUACUAAAAGCUAGUGGCAAGAGCUAUGAACGAAAGGCUAUCCAAACUCGUUUUGAUGCACAUGAUUUUACCGAUCCUGCUUCUGGUCAGCCUCUUCAGGAUCAUGAUCUGAGGCCAAAUUAUAUAUUGGCUCGUGCCAUAAAGGUAUGGAGACAGCAAAAUUGUGCUGCCCGAAUAAUUCAAGCAAGGAAUAAAUUGGAAACAGAUCAGGAAAGAGCUCUUAAUGAUCUGAUGUCUCUUUGCAAGGAAAAUCCUGAUUGUAAAGACUGGAUUGUUUUUGAAGGUCUAGUUCCAAUUAUUUUGGAAGUGGUAAGGGCUCGGAACAAGGAAUUAAGAGUGCUGUGCUUCUCUACACUAGAAUUAGUUGUUAAAGACAGAGAUCAUGCCAAGGAUAAGCUACUUCAAUCUAGAGGGCUAAAAUAUAUAGUUAAAAAUUUAUCAGCAGGUGGACAUUCUGUUUCAAGGGCAGCCAUAUCACUGCUGUUAGAAUUUAUCAAGAACAAAAGUGUUGUUCUCACUCAGUUUGGUCAGGAGCGUGGUGCAGUCUUGUUGCUUGUAACGGUUUUAUUAAGAGGCGACCAUGCAGACAGGGGAUCAGAAAUUGAGCAAAUGCUGGAUAAGCUGGCAGACAAUCUGGGAAACAUUCAAGCUAUGGUGAUGGGAAACUGGUGUAAACCAUUGGUUGAUCGCCUUUGCAGGGGGUCAGCUGAAUCUAAAAUGGAAAUGGCGAAAGCACUUGCAAAAUUUGACCUUGAUGACAGCCGAAGAGAGUCAUUAAUUGAUGCACAUGUGAUAGAGGCUUUAGUUGACAUCCUGAAAUCAAGGCAACUUGAAUCAAAGCUUGCAUCUCUUAAAGCCUUGGAAAAGCUUUCAUGCCAUGACAAAGCCAAAAGGCACUUUGUAGAAUCUGGUGCAGUUCCUUGGGUAAUUGAUUCUGUACACAGGUCAGAGCAAAGAUUGAAGAGCAGUGCUGUGGCUAUUUUAGCAGAUUUAACAGCAAACCAUGGGGAAAGUUUUCUGGUGGAUGCAAAUGGAACACCAAUUCAUAUCAAAGAGAUAGUGGAAUUAGUUAUUGAAAUUAUAAGGUCUUUUGGCAAUUUAACAUUGAGAACAAAUUCAGCUAAGGUCCUCCUGAAUUUGGCAGCACCUACCGAUUCUCAUGAUGUCAGAAAAAUAAUAAGCUCCAGUGAUCAGUGUCUUGCAACCUUUUUGCAUUUGGCCAAAGUUGCAGAGCCCUCCCUACGGGAUGUUUCUGUACUAUUGCUGUUUUCCUUGUGCAGCAAUGACACGGAUGCUGUGUCUUUUGUCAGUGAUGAUAGGGACUUCUUAAAAGCACUCCUGUUUUUAAUUAAAGAGGAUUCGGUCAAGAUGGACUUACGGGCAGCGGCGGCAGGAAUUUUUUCAAGCAUUCCGUCUAACAAUACUGUAGACAAGUUAAUGAUUGGUGAAGAUGCAUUUCCAGCAUUAGUAAAGAUGAUUUCUGGGAAAGAUUUGGAAGGCCAAGAAUAUGCUCUUGGAGCUCUGAUAAGAUUUACUACUUCGGAGCAUGUUGAAGCAAAACGAGUCUUGAUAGAAUUAGGUUUAUUUGAUCAUCUUAAACAAGUAUUGCAAUCUGGCAGAAAAGGAGCAAAAAUCAAGGCAUGCAUAGCCUUGACAAAUAUUUCCAGAAACACUCCAAGGUUAAGCAUAGAGCCUCAAAGGAGGAGUUUCAGACUUAGCAGGAAAUCUUCUAUCAAAUGCAAGGUUCACGGUGGGAGGUGCAGUUUGAAAGACACUUUCUGCAUUGUGGAGGCAGGAAUAGUUCCAGAUAUUGUGGAAACUCUGAAAGACCAUGAUGCAGGUGUUGCUUUGGCUGGGAUGGAGGUUUUGGAAACACUGUUAGAGGGAGACAUGCUUAUAAAUGGGGUACAAGUCUUGCAUCAGUUUGAAACCAUAGAACAUCUUUUUCCUUUGAUAAACUUGAAUUCUUGUAUAUGUUCAGAGAAGUGCGUUGAUCUGUUUGAUAUGAUCCUGAAGGUGUCAGAAAUGAAGGAAAAAUAUGGACAAAGAGUUCAAAGAACAUUGACAAGUCUUUUGGCAAGCAGGAAUUCAUCACUAAAGCAAAAGGCGUGCAAACUAUUUAGGGAGAUUGCAGACUAGUAGUGACUAUGUUAAUUGUGAAAGUUUCCUUUGUGAUCUGUCCUAAUCUGUCUAAUUUCAUCCUAAUAUCUUAGGAGAGAUGUGGGGCCCAUUUGAAUUGUAAUGAUUUCUAAACACAGUGUUUUACGGGUUCAUCUAAGGCAUUCGUUUCACGCCAUGGGACAGACGACACUGUAAUAUAUAAUAUUUCACUGUCCAAAGGUAGGAAAGCUUUUGACAGUAGGCUAAGUGCUGUUUCACUUUUUGCACAGUAGAACGGUAAUGAUUUGUGACAUAAGGGUGUGAUUAUUUCAAUCUUUAUUUUUAUAUUAAGGGGUCUUCCAGAAAAUAUCUUCUUGAUAA
Cryptomeria japonica (Japanese cedar) is the source of this 4934-nucleotide messenger RNA. RefSeq names its product U-box domain-containing protein 44. The transcript has 4 exons. Gene Ontology annotation, molecular function: protein binding; ubiquitin-protein transferase activity. Bases 1611 to 4592 code for a protein of 993 amino acids. Lineage: Eukaryota; Viridiplantae; Streptophyta; Pinopsida; Cupressales; Cupressaceae. Gene Ontology annotation, biological process: protein ubiquitination. The record is from RefSeq and is a predicted model, not a curated record.